AGUUUGGUAGCCUAGAACAAAAACUUGCUUUGGCAGAACGUAUUCGUGGCCACGUUCUCUCCCUGGCUUUGCAAAUGUACGGCUGCAGAGUUAUACAGAAGGCCCUUGAGUUUAUCCUCCAGACCAGCAGGUAAUUAAUGAGAUGGUCCGAGAACUGGAUGGCCAUGUGCUCAAAUGUGUGAAAGACCAGAAUGGGAACCAUGUUGUGCAAAAGUGCAUUGAGUGUGUACAGCCCCAAUCACUUCAGUUCAUCAUUGAUGCAUUUAAAGGGCAGGUGUUUGCCUUGUCUACUCAUCCGUAUGGCUGCCGUGUCAUUCAGAGGAUUCUUGAGCACUGUCUUCCAGAGCAGACUCUACCCAUCCUGGAAGAGCUUCACCAACACACGGAACAGCUUGUGCAGGAUCAGUAUGGGAACUAUGUCAUCCAGCAUGUACUUGAACAUGGACGACCUGAAGAUAAAAGCAAGAUAGUAGGAGAAAUUAGAGGCAAUGUACUUGUACUAAGUCAACAUAAAUUUGCCAGCAAUGUCGUGGAAAAAUGUGUUACACAUGCUUCCCGCACUGAACGUGCCAUGCUGAUUGAUGAGGUGUGUACUAUGAAUGAUGGCCCUCACAGUGCCUUAUACACCAUGAUGAAAGAUCAGUAUGCCAACUAUGUGGUACAGAAAAUGAUUGAUGUGGCAGAGCCAGCACAAAGAAAAAUUGUCAUGCACAAGAUCCGGCCACACAUUGCCACUCUCCGCAAGUACACCUAUGGAAAACACAUCUUAGCCAAGCUAGAAAAGUAUUACAUGAAAAAUGGGGUUGACCUCGGGCCCAUCUGUGGACCACCAAAUGGUAUCAUUUGAAGCCAUGACCUACAGAAAAGAGCCAGUAACCAUCUGGAAUUUACAACCAGCAACCAAUCAUAUUCCAAUAUACAUUUUGAAAAUAUUCAUGGUUGCGCAACGUAGAUCUGGAACUACAAAAAAGAAAGAAAGGCAAAAAAGACCAUUUGUAAAUUUCUUUAAUUUUAUUCAGCAUAACAUGUACUAAUUAUUUUUUUAAAUGAUUAAUUGCCCUGCUGUCUCAGUGGUGUAUAGAAUUCUUGUACAUAGGCAACAGAUGUACAUGGAAAGCCACAUUUUGUCCACUGGUGUAACUAUUUCAGAUACUGGAACUUUCAAAGUGGCUAAUUUGAAAUUUAAAAAAAAAUAAAAUACCAUUUUAACUUCUCUAUCUUAAAGGAGAGCUUUUUGGAAACAACUGUUUUGUUCUCUUUUAGCCAGAACUCAAAAGAGAAGUUUAAAAUUUUAGUUAAAUUGCACAAAUCUUCAUUGAACACUGUUUAUACACUUUAAAAAAAAAUCAAAUUUGCUAAAGCUUCAAUUUAAAAUAAGUUUUUAAGUUUCAGAAACUUUUAAAAUUCCUUUUUCCUUGUAUAUUGUGCUAUAGGAUUGAACUUAGAAGUCAGUCUCGAGAGUGAACCUAUACACCAGGAGGUUUUUUAAAGUAGAUGGAAGGUGUGUGGGUUGCUGCCGACUCCAGUUCUGUUGACAAGGAGGCUUUUUUUUUUUUAAUUAUUAUUUAGCAUGUAGGGAGGAAGAAAAAAUCCAAUUCAACUUUGGUCUUGCUUCUAUAAAUAUAUAGUGUAUACUUGGUGUAGACUUUGCAUAUAUAAAAAUUUGUAGUAUUUUCUUGUUUUGAUGUCUAAUCUGUAUCUAUAAUGUACCCUAGUAGUGGAACAUACUUUUGAUUGUACAAUUGUACAUUUGUAAACCUCUGUAAUGUAAAUGUGGAAAAGUUUGAAUCAACAUAAACCCAUUUUUGGUAAGAAAAUAAAUUAGCAAACCCUGUGCAUUUCAGUGUAUAUUCACCCCUUUUAUGGUUGUAGUGUUGUAUAUUGUAAAUUGUAAUUUCAACCAGAAGUAAUUUUUUUUUCUUUUGAAGGAAAUGUUCUCUUUAUACAGCCUGGUUAAUGUUUAAAAGAAUGCUUGGUUUUUUUAUUUGUCACCUAGUUGAGAAAGUAGCAAUCCUUUCUAAAUGUUCUACACAAAUGAUUCAGUUCAAAAAUAGUGUUUUAUUUGACUUUUUUUUUUAAAAAAAAGUAACAUUUUACUUAUUUUGUGGCAGUAAAAAAAAAGUGGAGAAAAGUACCACUCCCCCCGUUAGUAUUCCUUUGCAAUCAGAGUCCCUCUUUCACCUUGUAAAGUGUGAAUCACUUUGCCUUUUUGUACAGAAGAUAAACUGUAUUUUGCAUUUUGUCUACUUGUAAGUGAAUGUAACAUACUGUCAAUUUUCCUUGUUUGAAUAUAGAAUUGUAACACUACACGGUGUACAUUUACAGAGCCUUGUGUAUAUUUCCAAUGAACCUUUUUGCAAGCACACUUGUAACCAUAUGUGUAUAAUUAACAAACCUGUGUAUGCUUAUGCCUGGGCAACUAUUUUUUGUAACUCUUGUGUAGAUUGUCUCUAAACAAUGUGUGACCUUUAUUUUGAAAAUACAGAACUUUGGAAUCUGG
Molecule: messenger RNA, 2500 nt
Organism: Sceloporus undulatus (fence lizard)
Lineage: Eukaryota; Metazoa; Chordata; Lepidosauria; Squamata; Phrynosomatidae
Product: pumilio homolog 1-like
Exons: 6
Coding region: 143-847 (234 amino acids)
Biological process (GO): regulation of mRNA stability; miRNA processing
Cellular component (GO): cytosol; cytoplasm
Molecular function (GO): mRNA 3'-UTR binding
Source: RefSeq, a predicted model, not a curated record